Molecule: messenger RNA, 2038 nt
Organism: Talpa occidentalis (Iberian mole)
Lineage: Eukaryota; Metazoa; Chordata; Mammalia; Eulipotyphla; Talpidae
Product: killer cell lectin-like receptor 5
Exons: 10
Coding region: 1050-2009 (319 amino acids)
Source: RefSeq, a predicted model, not a curated record
CACUUUCUGUUCAUGAAAGUCAAUUGUAGAUCUUCCUUUAUUUUUUCCAGAACUUAAUGGGAUUUAAUGUUUUGGUGCUUAUAGAAGGUAUUUAUAGAAGGCUUCGAAGUUUUUACAUUUGUCAAACCCCACAGAGAUUGUUUACAUUUAAGUAUUUUGGUAUAAGCAGUGACAUCCUAAAAGCUCACUAGUAAAGUCAGUAUCCUAAGUUGGAUUAUCUGUUACUAUGUCCUUAUUUCACAAUAUAUUUAUUUUUUUGUGUCUGUGAGAACUAAACAGGUUUUCAGCUUUACAAAUUGUUUAAAAUUUAGACUUAAAUAUAUACAUAUAUAUGGUGUGUGUAUUGUAUAUACUGCAUAGAUGUUAUUUUUUUUAACUUCUAAUGAACACAGGUCCCAUCCUUCUUUCCCAGUUCCCAGUUUUCUUAUGAAAAAUUUCAAACAUAGAAAACUGUCGAAAGAAUUGUAAAAUGAACACCCAUAGUCUAUCUAGGGGCUAUAAUGUUUUUUUUAAACUGUAAUAAGCCUGUUGUAAUAAAUCAUGUCCUAUUGUUGAUUUUUCUCACUUAAGAAUAGAAUAAUGUAAUUGGUGCCAACUGGCCACCUUUUUUAAGUGCUGUUUAACUUUGAUUAAAUUUAGAUAGCCACAUGUGGCUUGGACUAUCCUGUGGACAGUGUCACUCUAGAGCGUGGCUUGGUAGCCUGUGUGCCCUGAGUGCUUGCUGGUCCUUUAUGCUGCUUAAAGAUGCAUGGUCCUUUAUGCUGCUUAAAGAUGCAAGGUUUGCGGUGGAAAGCCAUCUCAUCGCCAUGGUGCAAGAGUAUACUGUCAUCGCCUUCAGCAGAGCUUCUUUUAUUUACUUUUGCCAUUGGAAUAGAAGACUAAGGAUCUUUCUCUGUUUUGAGGAUGACAAAACCACUCCAGGAUUAGGGUGAAGAGAGACGAGAAUGCCUAAUAACCGUCAUACACCCAAGGGAUCCAGGAUUGAAAGGUCAAAUUCUUCCACCUAAUUUUUGGGUCAACCUGCAUCACUGCAUGACGCAGAUACAGCAAUGAGUGAUCAGGAAGUGAUUUAUUCAACUGUGAGAGUACUUCAGUCUCUAUCAGGAUCACAAAAUCACAGGUUAAGUCCUGAUGGUGCUCAGAGGCCUGGGAAAGCUGGUGACAAAGAAAUGAGUGAUCAGGAAAUGAUUUAUUCAACUGUGAGAGUACUUCAGUCUCCGUCAGGAUCACAGAAUCACAGACUAAGUCCUGAUGGUGCUCAGAGGCCUGGGAAAGCUGGUGACAAAGAGUGUUCAGUGUCCUGGCAUCUUACUGCAGUAACUCUUGGGCUCCUUUGUUUACUUCUGUUGAUGACAGUCAUGGUGCUGGGGACCAAGGUUUUUCAGUAUAUUCAAGAAAAACAUCAAUGGGAAGAAAUUCGACGAAACCUAAGUCUAAAGUAUGACCUUAUGAAAAAUGACAGCUACUUAAAGGAGCAACAUUUGACAAAUAAGACUUUAGAAUAUGAAAUUCUGAAAAAUGAAACCCUUCAUCAGAAAAAGAAAUUGGAAUUAUGCUUUAUAGAAAAUAAGCUAUGUCAUGGAAAAAGGAAUCCUUCAGAGUCUUUGCAAAAUACAGGGCGCUGGUCUUGUUAUGGAAUUAGCUGUUACUAUUUUACCAAUGAGAGUGAAACCUGGAGAAAGUGUAAACAGACUUGUCAAAAUUAUGGAUCAUCUCUUUUGAAGAUAGAUGAUGAUGAUGAACUGGCCUUUAUUCGAUCCCACAUUUCUACAGGUAUUUCCUGGAUUGAAUUACCAUAUAAUUCUCAGGAACAUAAAUGGAAACGGACUGACAAUGACACACCUUCUGAACUUCAUUUUACAAUAUUGACUUCAUCUUCUGGGAUAGGAAAAUGUGCAUUUUUGACUUCAACAAGAAUAGAUGCUAUUGAGUGCUCUAACACCUACAGUUGUGUCUGUGAGAAGAUGAUGAUUUCUCUGCUUCAAGAAAGUACCACGAGAAAAAGGUGAAAAUGGAAUUUUGUCACUUUUUUGUUUCC